AUGGAGUUAGAAACUCUCAUAAAAUCCCUUGAGGCAGAAAACUCAAACCUACAACAAAAAGCAAGAGAACAACAAGAUAAAUGUACGGAAAUUGAGGAGCUGAAGACUAAGAUGAAAACAGCAGAAGUUAUAAUUUCACAGUACUCAAACUCCCUGCAAAGCAAAAAUGAUAAAACUUCCAAGCUCAGAGACGAACUGGAGGCAUUGAAGAAUGAAUUUAAAAACAUGAUUACAACCAUCCGAGUUUUGGAGAUAGCAAAUAGGACUUACGAGGAGGAAAUUAUUGAAUUAAAGGGAAAUAAUAUAACACAUCAGGGUGAACAGACGAAACAUGAGAGUGAAGCUGAAAGCAAAAAUAAUCAUAAAAACCCUAAAAAUAAUAAAAAGCAGAGAAAGCAAUCUAACAACAAUAAUAUAAAUAAAAGCAACAAUAAUGAAAACAAAAAUAACAUUGAUAAUGGUACCGAUAUUAAUGAACCUAACAACAUUACCGAUAAUAUAACAGCAACAAUAAGUGUCAACACCAGUUCUCAAAAAAAACAUAAAAUAUUGUUUCUUACGGACGAGUAUGGAAAGUAUUUGUUGCCUCCCUCGAAAACCAGCUCUGUGAGAAAUUUUAUGUGCAGACUAUUACUAAGCCAAAUGCUACAUUUAUGGACGUUACCAAGGGGCAUGAUGGCUGCAUUUCUAAGAUGACCAGCUCAGAUUAUGUGAUUGUCAUGGCUGGUUUAAACAACAAUGACAUUAGGUUAAGUGAUAUUACCUUACUCGCAAAUACUUGCUUUCAUACGAACCUAAUUUUUUGUACAAUACCUGCGAAAUGUGUUGAUAAUUUGCCAUAUGGAAAUGUACAACAUGUGAAUGGUAAGAUAUUAAAUGCUGUAAAAAAUCUGAGGAAAUUUGUAACUAAUAUUAAUAGCCUCGACUUAUACAAUAGAUUUAGAUAUUCCGACUAUUGUAAAAAUGGUAUCUUUCUUAAUAGGAAAGGUCUUACCAAACUAGCUUUUUUCAUAAAAAACAUGGUUAAUAACUUUGAUUUAUUACAAUCACAUUCACACUUGAAGCAGAUAAAUCUGUUACCUUUCAAUUCUAAUAUUAAUUUUGAAAAUAGUGAAAGCCAUGAAAACAUUAAUUCUUUUGUAAGUACAAUAAAUUGCAGUAGUUCUCAAAAAAAUGCUGAAACAGAGAAUCAUUUUUUAGCAGCAGCUCACACAAUUUUGAGAAUAGUAUGACGUCUAGAAAUUUGGGUGCACAUUGUAUUUCCAUUCUUAGUUUAAACAUUCAUUCUUUGCGCAGUAAAAUGCAUCAACUUGUAGUUUUUCUUGAUAGUCAUAAUCCAGAGUUAGUUAUGUUGACUGAACACUGGUUGGAAGAGUGGGAACCAUGUCAUUUAGAAGGUUAUAAUGUUGUAGAUAAAUUUUGUCGUAAGGGGUCACAUGGUUACGGGGGAACCAUAAUUUUUAUCAAAGAAUCGUUUUUGGAAAAAUUUAGUCUAGAACCAGUUAAUAAAUAUAACCACUUGUGUAUUCAAAAUGAAUUUGAAUUUUCAAUAGCUUUUAAUGGGAAUGAAAAAUUGUAUUUUAUGUGUAUUUAUAGACCACCUGUUGCCAAUGCUACAAGCUUCUUUGAG
Messenger RNA from Ceutorhynchus assimilis (cabbage seed weevil), 1630 nucleotides. The record is from the annotation of a GenBank genome assembly. Lineage: Eukaryota; Metazoa; Arthropoda; Insecta; Coleoptera; Curculionidae.